Molecule: messenger RNA, 761 nt
Organism: Varroa destructor (honeybee mite)
Lineage: Eukaryota; Metazoa; Arthropoda; Arachnida; Mesostigmata; Varroidae
Source: RefSeq, a predicted model, not a curated record
GUGUGUAAAGCGAAAUGUUACUCAGGUGCGCAGUUAUCGCAUUGGCAGCCCUGAUUGGGACAGUGCUUGGAGACCCGACAUACGUUCACCCUGAAGGGACGCCGUUAUUCGCGAAGUUCUCCGGCGAAGAUCCUAGGGGGCACGGAGUAAACGUCGAACAUUGCAAUGACGUCCAUGUAAUCCAUUUACAGGAUAUUGGCUAUCCUGGAGUUACCGUCGAGCAGAUGGUCGCACCAUACCAAUAUGCAAUGGCACCAUGGAGGAAAAACGACGAAAUGCUAGCAGGCACUCACCUUUUGCUAAAUAAAGACGGCGUGCCAAUGUUUGCCGCGUACUGGACAGAUUUCAGUUUGUACCGCAAGCCGUACGCCGCCGUUUUCACGUACUUGUACCAUCCUAAAUCGCUGGAUAAUGCGAAAGACUUUCGACUUAUUAGUAACGACGCGGGGAAAGGUGACAAGGAGGCUCAUCUUGCAGCGUUACAAAAGCGGACGGCAAAAUUGGCCGAAGGAACUGGAAGUUCCAAGGACACAGCGCAGGCGUCAUAAUGAAAUUUCUAGCGUAUGGCUUCUGUCGGUUUUGUUCUCGGCGAGUCCUGCAAAGGCUUUCUACUACAAUAUUAGCCGAAAUCCUUUACCACGAUGGCAGCGAUGACCUCCUCUGCACCGAGUUGCCAUCAGAGACCCAGCAAUCGUUUUUUUCGACGAGCUAUACCGACUAUUCUUAAAGAUCAUAGAAAUGAAUCAAACUAUUCCUAAUAA